Juglans regia (Persian walnut) is the source of this 769-nucleotide messenger RNA. RefSeq lists its product as uncharacterized. The record is from RefSeq and is a predicted model, not a curated record. The transcript has a single exon. The coding region runs from base 135 to 659 and encodes 174 amino acids. Gene Ontology annotation, biological process: blue light signaling pathway. NCBI's taxonomy places the organism in Eukaryota, Viridiplantae, Streptophyta, Magnoliopsida, Fagales, Juglandaceae.
GUGUAAACUAACUCCCCACCCAUUCUCUUUGCUUUGUUCCCACACAUAAAUCCCCAUCAUGUAAUCUUCUCUCUCGACCAAAAAGUAAGCAACAGAAAAAGGAGAAAGAAGAAGAAUUAUCAUUGUUCAUCUGCAUGAAAGAAACACCCACCAAAAUGGAUCCCCAAGACUCAGCUGUUUUCGGUCUCCAUACUCCUUCACAGCCAUUGGAGUCCAAUAUGAAGGAAAGCCAGCGCUCCGAUGAGUUACAUGACACUGAUCAAGAACAACAAAGCCGCCCCACUGACAAAAAGAAUAAUACGCAAAGCUCAGCCUCAAGAACCCGUAGGUGUGAGGGAGACGGAGCUGCAUUAUUAUUGGCAGGCCUGCCAGCUUCACGUAGUGCAGAAGAUGUUGGAAAAGAACCAGCUCAUGUGGCCUCGGACGUUAUGACGGAGGACAGUGGACGUGAGAGGCUGAAGAGACAUAGGGUCGAGGUGGCUGGUCGGGUUUGGAUUCCGGAUAUAUGGGGACAGGAGGAGCUCUUGAAGGACUGGAUAGAUUGUUCUGCAUUCGAUACUUCGCUAGUCCCCGCUGGUAUCAUGCAGGCUCGAGCCGCUUUGGUUGACGAGGGAAGGAGAGCAAAUUCUAGUGGAUUGAGAAUAGAAAACAGGUGUUGAAUUUUAAUUUUAUUUUCGUUUGUAUGAUAUUUUUCCAUUGUUUUAAUCACGAUAAUGCACUUACUUGAUCUAAACCUAGUAGAUAUUUUGAAGAGAAUAUAUUUGAUUGA